Molecule: messenger RNA, 706 nt
Organism: Phacochoerus africanus (Common warthog)
Lineage: Eukaryota; Metazoa; Chordata; Mammalia; Artiodactyla; Suidae
Gene: GMFG
Product: glia maturation factor gamma
Exons: 7
Coding region: 270-599 (109 amino acids)
Biological process (GO): actin filament debranching; negative regulation of Arp2/3 complex-mediated actin nucleation
Cellular component (GO): actin cortical patch
Molecular function (GO): actin binding; Arp2/3 complex binding
Source: RefSeq, a predicted model, not a curated record
CCCCCUACCCCACACCCCGCCCCUGGUAGCCCUGGUCGCCACUCCUAGAAGACAGCGGAACCCAGAAAAGAAGAGGCUCGUGGACAGAAAAGUCAUGUUGGAGAAACCGAUGUUCGGGGAAGGGGGCAGGGCUGAGGCCAGGCGACUCUGCUCUUACUGGGCUCCUCCGGCAGUCCGACUCCCUGGUGGUGUGCGAGGUGGACCCAGAGCUAAAGGAAAAGCUGAGGAAAUUCCGCUUUCGAAAAGAGACAGACAACGCAGCUAUCAUAAUGAAAGUGGACAAAGACCGGCAGAUGGUGGUGUUGGAGGAAGAAUUUCAGAAUAUUUCUCCGGAGGAACUAAAAAUGGAGUUGCCAGAGAGACAGCCAAGGUUCGUGGUUUACAGCUACAAGUAUGUGCACGCUGAUGGCCGAGUGUCCUACCCCUUGUGUUUCAUCUUCUCCAGCCCCGUGGGCUGCAAGCCCGAACAACAGAUGAUGUAUGCAGGGAGUAAAAACAGGCUGGUGCAGACAGCAGAGCUCACAAAGGUGUUUGAAAUCCGCACCACUGACGACCUCACCGAGGCCUGGCUCCAAGAGAAGUUGUCUUUCUUUCGUUGACCUCGGGGCUGGAAACCUGAUUUCCUGAUGUCUGAGUCCCCUCUGGGGACCCCUAGGAUCUGAACAUCUGAAACCUUAAAGGAAUUAAAAUGCAAGAACUCAAGAGA